UGAAAGCCUGACGUCAUUGCUGUGCGCCUCGUGUUUACAGACAACCGUCAGAAAUUCUGCAGCUGUUUUUAACGCUAUACACGGGAGUGAUAUUUUAUAUUUUAAAACACUGGUAAACGUGGAGCCCGACCAGAGUAAACAACAAGAGCCUUGUAGAGAAAAUCAGCAUUUUUGGAGGCCGAUUUCGUGCAGUGUUUGGUGGAUGUUGUCCAGGUGCUGAUGUGAUUGGAGGAUGUGAACUAAAAAGUUGUCAGAGGUGAAAGUCACCUGCAAAACAAGUGAUUUUAAAGUUACAGUCCGGUUUAACAUGGCAGGUGGAAGCAGUAAGUUGAUGUAAGAAGCUGAGCAUGGAAGAUGAAGAAGAUCUGGAGACACUUGGUGAGCAGCUGUACUCUCUGAUUUACCCCAAACACAAAGAGGAUGCUGGGAAACUCACAGGGAUGUUACUGGAGCUGCCAGGUCCUGUCCUGAGUCAGAUGCUUGAAGAUGAGUCCCUGCUGACAGCAGCCGUGGAAAAAGCCCUCAGAGCCCUGCAGCUGCCACAGGAACCCUGUAAGGUAACAUGUAAGGAUGAAGAUGACGUGUCUGUAUCGUCUGACUCUCUGGGUGAGCAGCUGUUUGAGCUGGUGGACGUCUACAACACUGGACACUCGCAGAAAAUCACAGGAAUGCUGCUGGAACAGCACAAAGAUGCUGUUUUAAACCUCCUUUCAGACCCCAAAGUGCUGGAGGAGCAGGUGACCCUCGCCCUGAAGACGCUAAAGGAGCAGAACGUGGAGGAGACUGAUGUCAGUGACUCAUCUGAGGCUGAUGAUACUGACAAGCUGGGAGAGAAGCUCUUCUUGCUGGUGGAGGAAAUUGAUCCACUUCGUGCAAAUGAUAUCACAGGUAUGUUGCUGGAGAUGGAGCCAGCUGCCCUCCAACAGCUGCUCACUGACCACACAAUGCUGGAAAAUGCUGUUCAGAAAGCACAAGCAGCGCUGGAUACCUAGAACUGAGCUUUCUGUACUCCAAUAACACUUGACACACACACACAAUAAUACAUUAAUGAUUAUUGAUUAACUAAGAUGAUAUAAAACUGGUAAGAGGUGAGAAGUCACUGCAGGAGAUCUUGGUACGACCAGCUACUGAUUUCACAAUCAGCCCUCUUUGUUUUAUACGGACUGUUGAGUGGACUGAGGAGAAUAUGUGAUUGGAGUCUGAAGAGCUUUUUUCCAACUCAGACGAAGUUGCCCGUCUCUGAUAUGGAAGCACUGAUGAUCUUUCUCAGAGAAACAGACUGAUUAUGUGCCAGUGUUUAUUGAAAAAUGAUGAUUUACUGUUAUUGUUUCACCACCAAGAAUUGAACCCAACUGAUACUGGAAUUUGGGACCGGUAUAGAUUUUAGGAGGUAAAAAAUAACAUAUAUCGACUGAUAUUCUUUAGAAGCACUUUACAUAUGUGCUUGAGUUAUACUGAAAAGGAGAAAUGACAGCAUCAUCGUUUGUUAGCUUGCAGUUAAGCUAUUUUAAAAUCUAGUUAUCAACUUACUGUGAGGACUCCACAUCACCGCCUGCUCAGCUGUGAUGCAUGCUCUGCUGCAUGUGCUGCAGUCAGUGCUGAGAGUGUUGUGAUCAGUGGAGUCAGAGCUGCUCUGCUGGACAAACUGUUGUGUUCACUUCAGUGGCUGCAUCUUUCUAAGACUGCAGUUCAAAAGUUGUUUUAAAUGCAGCUAAAAUGUGUCCUUCUACCCCAGGCCUACAAAGGACUUAAUGUUCUUAUCCCAAGAUCCCUUGCAUGCUCCAGUGGAUUUUAGAGACAGUGGAAGACUCUGUCAGCUAUACUUUGACAGCUGAAGAUGACACUUAAAUGCAAGUAUUCCCUCCACUAUAUGAUAAAACUACCAAAAAACAGACCAGUCUAAAUUUCCAGCUCCAUUUUGUAAAAAAAAGGACUUUUGUCCAGAUAUUCACUUAAGCUGAUGUUAACGAGCCACAGGAGCAGCAAAUGCAAAGAUAAUGAAGAGAACAAGUGGUGAUGCAAGUAGGAAAUCUGUCUCACUUAGCAACACUCAGUUUGACAAUCGCACCUUCAAAGGUGAUCAGGCUCUAAACAUGAGAUCAGAACUACUGUCAAAUCAAAUCACUAUUAUAUAUACAGAACAUUUAAAACACCAGACAUUGACCUGAAGUGCUUUCCAAUAGAGAAAUAAGAUUAACGUAACAAACUGACCUAUCACUUGAUGAACUGUUUACAGUGAGCCGUAAGGGAAGAUUUUCUUGUCAGGCUCUACAGGAAAUGCACAUAUAAAUGUUGCCAACCAUCCUGCUGUAUGUUUUUGUUUUUGUGCUGUAGUUGUGGUGUAACUGUAACUUGGAACAGAAAAUACAACAGACUCUACAAAAAGUAAGGACGAUCUGUGGAUGACAUUGUGGUUCACUCUGAGAACAACUAUGGGAUGGAUUGCCCUGAAAUGUACACACAUUCAUGUUGCUCUGAGGAUAAGUGUUGUUGCCGUGAGCUGUGUAUGACUGCUGCUGCUAAAACAGGUAAUUACAUGGUAAUUUGUGAGCCACAGUGCAACUAUUUAACUUGUCAUUGUUUUUCAAACACCUGCACCUUUCACGUCACAGUGUUUUUGUUAUCACCUCCUCCCCUUUAUACCUUACAAUAUUAAAAUUUCAUAUAUUAAAAUUA
This is a messenger RNA of Acanthochromis polyacanthus (spiny chromis), 2676 nucleotides long. RefSeq lists its product as uncharacterized. Gene Ontology annotation, molecular function: RNA binding. The record is from RefSeq and is a predicted model, not a curated record. Gene Ontology annotation, biological process: protein polyubiquitination; regulation of double-strand break repair. NCBI's taxonomy places the organism in Eukaryota, Metazoa, Chordata, Actinopteri, Pomacentridae. The coding region runs from base 348 to 992 and encodes 214 amino acids. Gene Ontology annotation, cellular component: nucleus. The transcript is spliced from 6 exons.